CACAAUUCUCUGCACUGGGAGCCAUUUCUGUGUGUAACGCGGUGCAGCUUCGCCUAAACGUUAAAACACAGUUUUCGGGUUUUAUACCAAAUUUCAGAAGAAGAUUUUACUGCUCGAGCGCGUGCGAGGACUUUAAAGCGCCAAGAUGCCGCGAAUUAUGAUUAAAGGAGGCGUGUGGCGGAACACGGAGGAUGAAAUCCUCAAAGCGGCUGUGAUGAAAUAUGGCAAGAACCAGUGGUCUCGAAUCGCUUCCCUGCUGCACCGCAAAUCUGCCAAACAGUGUAAAGCCAGAUGGUACGAGUGGCUGGACCCCAGCAUUAAGAAGACAGAAUGGUCACGUGAGGAGGAGGAGAAACUUCUGCAUUUGGCCAAACUGAUGCCCACUCAAUGGAGGACCAUCGCACCCAUCAUUGGCCGGACGGCCGCUCAGUGCCUGGAGCAUUAUGAAUAUCUGCUAGAUAAAGCCGCACAGCGAGAGAAUGAAGAUGAUGUCGGCGAUGACCCUCGCAAAUUAAAACCAGGCGAGAUCGACCCCAACCCUGAGACCAAACCGGCUCGACCGGACCCAGUGGACAUGGAUGAAGAUGAGCUGGAGAUGCUGUCUGAAGCAAGGGCUCGCUUGGCCAACACACAGGGCAAGAAGGCAAAGAGAAAAGCCAGAGAGAAGCAGCUGGAGGAGGCUCGGCGUCUGGCUGCGCUUCAGAAGCGCAGAGAGCUGCGAGCUGCAGGCAUCGACAUCCAGAAGAAACGCAAGAAGAAAAGAGGUGUGGACUACAACGCUGAGAUCCCCUUCGCGAAGAAACCCGCACAGGGCUUCUACGAUACAUCCAUGGAGCAGUAUGACCCGCUGGAACCUGACUUCAAGCGUCUGCGUCAGCAGCAUCUCGACGGAGAGCUCAGGAAUGAGAAGGAAGACCAUGAUCGUAAGAAAGACCGACAGAAAAUCAAAAAGAAAAAGGAAUCAGAUCUUCCCUCUGCCAUCCUGCAGACCAGCGGCGUGUCCGAGUUCACGAAGAAGAGAAGCAAACUGGUGUUGCCCGCACCACAGAUCUCUGAUGCUGAACUGGAGGAAGUGGUUAAACUGGGUCAGGCUAGUGAAAUCGCCCGUCAGACGGCUGAAGAAUCUGGAAUCACUAACUCUGCUUCCAGCGCUCUUUUGUCUGAAUAUAACCUCACUAAUAGCUCAAUGGCCCUGCGCACACCCAGAACUCCAGCAGCACAAGACAAAAUCCUACAGGAAGCUCAGAAUCUCAUGGCGCUGACAAAUGUGGACACUCCUCUUAAAGGUGGUCUGAACACGCCCCUUCAUGAGAGUGACUUCUCAGGGGUCACACCUCAGAGACAGGUGGUUCAGACGCCCAACACCGUGCUCUCCACACCCUUCAGAACCCCCAGUCACGGAUCGGAGGUCAUGACCCCGCAAGGUGGAAUGACACCCAAACCCCCGGUGGGCGUGACCCCCGGCAGGACCCCUCUGCGUGACAAACUCAGCAUCAACACUGAAGAGGGUGUCGUGGAUUACAGCGACCCGUCAUUCGCUAAACUCUUACAAAGAGAGUCCCGUGAGCAGCUCAAACUGGGUCUGAUGUCUCUGCCCCUGCCCAAGAAUGAUUUUGAGAUCGUUCUUCCUGAAAACGCUGAGAAAGAGCUGGAGGAGGCCGAGGUGGACGAGAGCUUCGUGGAGGACGCCGCCGAGAUAGAGCUAUGCAAACAGGCCGUCAGAGAUGCAGAGAAAGAGAAGGAACUCCGUCAGAGACACACGGCUGUUCAGAAAGAUUUACCAAGACCCUCAGAGGUGAAUGAGACGAUCCUGCGGCCUCAGAAUGUUGAACCUCCUCUGACGGACCUCCAGCAGGCUGAAGAGAUGAUAAAGAAAGAGAUGAUCACUAUGAUUCACUUUGACUGUCUGCAUCAUCCCUUCAGUGAGGCUCAGAUAAAGAAGAAUAAAGGUGUGGGAUCCAACUCCAACAGCACUGAUCACGUCACAUACCUGGACAAGACCCCGUACCACAAGAUCUCUGAGGACGAGCUCAAAAAGGCCGGAGAGCUGCUGCUUCAGGAGAUGGAGGUGGUCAAACACGGCAUGGGUCACGGUGAUCUGUCUAUGGAGGCGUAUAAUCAGGUGUGGGAGGAGUGUUACAGUCAGGUCCUGUACCUGCCCGGACAGAGUCGCUACACGCGUGCUAACCUCGCCAGCAAGAAGGACAGAAUCGAAUCUCUGGAGAAGAAACUGGAGGUCAACAGAGGUCACAUGACCACAGAGGCCAAACGUGCAGCUAAGAUGGAGAAGAAGAUGAAGAUUCUGUUGGGAGGCUAUCAGUCUCGCUCGAUGGGUUUACUCAAACAGCUGAGUGAACUGUGGGAUCAGGUGGAACAGACUCAUACGGAGCUUCACACCUUCGAGGAGCUGAAGAAACAAGAAGAUCUGGCCAUUCCUCGCAGACUGGAGGCUCUGAGAGAAGAUGGUCAGAGACAACAGGACCGAGAGAAAGAGCUCCAGCUGAGAUUCGCAGACCUGAUUCUAGAGAAACAAACUCUCUCACAGAAGUUCUGAAUCAUGUGACGUUUAUCUCUUCAUUUUCUCUGCUCGAUACAGUACAUGUCUGUGUGUUACCUUCACAUGAAAUAAAAUAACAUUUUUCUGUCUGACCGUAGCGUGGUCAUCUGCAUGUGCCAUGUGUUCAUUCUGUGAAGCUUCCUCGCACCCUCGCCGACUGUUCUCAUGGACCACAGAGAGGUCUUAACUCGCUGAAAUGUUGUGCUUUUUCUGUUCUAAAAAAUAAGUGUAAAUAUUUUGUAACGUGUCAACUUUGUGCUUCAGGUUUUCAGGUUUAAAUUGGCAUUGAGAUCAUACAUCAUUUACAUAAUAAAUCAUUGACUAUC
Messenger RNA from Triplophysa dalaica, 2883 nucleotides. It is a transcript of the gene cdc5l, whose product is annotated as CDC5 cell division cycle 5-like (S. pombe). The transcript is spliced from 16 exons. Gene Ontology annotation, cellular component: Prp19 complex; spliceosomal complex. Gene Ontology annotation, molecular function: DNA-binding transcription factor activity, RNA polymerase II-specific; RNA polymerase II transcription regulatory region sequence-specific DNA binding. The record is from RefSeq and is a predicted model, not a curated record. Gene Ontology annotation, biological process: mRNA splicing, via spliceosome; regulation of transcription by RNA polymerase II. NCBI's taxonomy places the organism in Eukaryota, Metazoa, Chordata, Actinopteri, Cypriniformes, Nemacheilidae. Bases 146 to 2554 code for a protein of 802 amino acids.